This is a messenger RNA of Notothenia coriiceps (black rockcod), 333 nucleotides long. Its product is annotated as SWI/SNF complex subunit SMARCC1. The record is from RefSeq and is a predicted model, not a curated record. NCBI's taxonomy places the organism in Eukaryota, Metazoa, Chordata, Actinopteri, Perciformes, Nototheniidae. The annotation marks the transcript as partial. The transcript has 2 exons.
GCGGAGUUGAAGGACGAGGCGGAGAAGCCCAGCGAGUCUGCGGAGAAGAGCGACAAGACCGAUGCCGCGGACAAGGUGAAGAAGGAGGGGUCCGAGUCGUCGGAGCGCGAGGAGGAGAGUGAAGAGGGAGGGGAUGCCAAGGCGGCUCCAGCAGACAAAGACAAAGAGGAGUCCAUGGAGACGUCGUCCUCGGAGCCGGAGAAGGAGAAGGAGGAGAAGGCAGUUACUGACGAGGUAGAGGAGAAGAGGAAGAAACUGGAGCACGACAUCGGAGAGGGGAACAUCGCCACCGCGGCCGCUGCUGCUCUGGCAUCUGCUGCCACCAAGGCCAAG